Messenger RNA from Oncorhynchus nerka (sockeye salmon), 4555 nucleotides. RefSeq lists its product as uncharacterized. The record is from RefSeq and is a predicted model, not a curated record. Gene Ontology annotation, cellular component: cytoplasm. Gene Ontology annotation, molecular function: cysteine-type deubiquitinase activity. The transcript is spliced from 10 exons. Lineage: Eukaryota; Metazoa; Chordata; Actinopteri; Salmoniformes; Salmonidae. Gene Ontology annotation, biological process: protein linear deubiquitination. The coding region runs from base 1405 to 3687 and encodes 760 amino acids.
CGUCGUUCAUGUAUAUAUCCUUAGCAUUAUGCUGUGUGUAUGUUGGCCAAGAAUCACAUUUUUCAGACCUGAGCUGUCAAGAGUUUCAGUCCAAAAUAUGAAACUGUCGUGCGCUAAACUUCCUGCUUAUGCAGCUAUUUUGUCUCGAGCGCAUGCUGCUUGUAACAUUGUAGCAAACUGUUAUUAUUAGUCUGCAAGCUUAGCUGUGCUACAAUGUUGGAAGGAAUAACAUAUAACCCUUAUCCUAGCGUUCUCACAACAAAUUAUAUGUAACGUUUUCCAAUAAAUUUACGUCACAACAUUUGUCAUCAAAUCUGAUGGCUCGCUACACUACACAUUUCUUGCUGUUGGAAGACACACCCUCCACAUUUAUUUAUUGUACUUCCGUGCAUCGGACGGGGUGGCACAAGCGUUGAUCACGCCAGUCAGUUGAAUUGGCUAAACAACAUUCUCACGUUUCGAGGAGCGUCUAUGACAGCCUAGCGGUGAAUGAUACAGUAUGUUGUGUCUUUUCUGAAAAUGUAUCGAAACCGAAGGGUAAUCGCAGCACCGGAUUGUGGUAAACAACCAACAUCAAGGUGAGGUGCCGCUAUUGCUCUUCGGUGUUUGCUUUACGGGAUCCUUGGGACGGCCCUACUCAAUUGAAGUGGAAGUUUAAAAUGGUAAGGGGGGUAUGGACCUCCCAAGGAUCCAGUGUUUGCACCGACCGUUUAUCUCUCCCACAGCCGCCUGCGGAGACGAGUCCUAAUAGCGCAUGCGCCUUUUUUUGUAUAUAUAUUUUCUUCCACCUUGUAAAAAAGUGAUUUGCAUGCCAUUGCUCCUCAUGUCAUUUUAGUCAGUAUACAUAUAUUCCAGUCAGUAUAAAGAUAUAGGCUACUUCAUACAAGGGUGAAAUAAAUAGGAAAUCUAAUGUUGAAUUUCACUGCAUGUCAGUGGAGGCUGGUGGGAGGAGCUAAAGGAGGACGGCCUCAUUGUCAGGGCUGGAAUUGUGUUAAUGGAGCAGAGUAAAACAUGUGGUUUCCAUAUGUUUGAUGUGUUCAAUACCGUUCCAUAUAUUCCAUUCCAGCCAUUUCAGUGAGCCCGUCCUCCUAUAGCCCAUCCCACCAGCCUCUGCUGUAUGUUCUCUUUUGCUCAUAGGACCAACAAUACAUCCUGACGCUACAGUAUGGCCUGGGCUCUCACAGCAUGGAAUUGGUAUCCUCUCUCUGUCCUAUAGAUUUUUAGGUCAGGUUUUUUACAAAUGCUCUGAACAGUUUGUAAUGGACCUAAAAUCUCUAUUUCUGAAUAAGCUCCUCCAAUUCACCAGGGUAGGAACCAAGACUCUGUGGAUUUCAGAGUAACGUUACACCAUUUUACCCAAGACCUACUUUCGAGAGGCAGAGGGUGUGCAUUGUCUAAGUGGGAAUGGGAAACUGGUGUUGUCCUGCUGCUAGUCCCUGUGACAAUGUGGAGGAAAUAAGUGGGUUACUUCAUGGGGGUGUCGAGGUUCCAGCAUCCUCAUCAGAAUGUGGAGAGGUCGCUGGAUUCCACAAUGGUUCCGAGGAAGAUUCUGAAGUGAGGAAAACGGGAGGAGACGAUGCAGAGGACAAGAAAGACAAAGAGGUGGCUGUUGUGACUGUGCAGGUGUGCUGUAGUGUCCCUCCCAAAACCAAUGGAAAGGAAGACAUUGCCCAGCCCCAGACUAUAGAGAAGAAUGGACUCCUCCAGACAGAAGACAGACAGGCUGAGGAGCCAUCUCCCAACACAGGCACUGGACUCAUAGCAAACUCCAUCCUUACAGCACUGGACAAAAGAAUUGAGGAUACAGCCACAGAGAGCACAAAUGUAGAAGCUCAGAAAUGCACUUCAGAUCCUCCCCAGGGUCCCCAUAAGGAAGAGGUGCAAGGAGGAGGAGAUGCAGAGAAGGCCCUGGCUGAGAUAGAUGUAACUGUACUUGCUGAGCAGACCUCCACUGUGGUCCAGAAUGAACACUCAGAUAAUAUAACAGUUACACCUGAUGCUAAGGACAAAUGCCCUGAAGCCUUAGCCCUCAAAGCUGAGAUACCAGUAGAAUCCAUUACCUCUGAAACUGUGGAUGAGGAUUCAACAAUACCCCUACACAAUGCGGUGGAUGUACUGUCAGAGCCAGAGAAGUGUUGUCUUGGCACUGUGGUGGUCACAUCUCUCCCAGACUCCCAGCUGACCCCACCAGAGGCCUGUGAGAAGGCAGCAUCUACCGACAGUGUCCCUCACCUGCCCUCAUCUCCAUCUCCCACUAUCACUGUGAUAAAGGGGGUUGAUGGUAAAGAGAAUAGGAGCUCUGUAGCGCACCUGAAUGACAGUCCACAGGAUCCUGAGGCUUCUCCAGCUUUAACAGGAGCUACAGAGCCCACACAGAAUGGUCUGGUUCCCCAAAACCUCACUGGACUGGUGAAGGAACCAGUGAGAAUGAGUCCAUCUGGGACCAGCAAGAGUCAAAACUCCUGUGAACAAUCGAAGGAAGGUAUCCAGGGUGGAUUGGUUGAAGUCCCAUCUUUGGAAGACCUCUUAGAUGAAGGAACGGAGGAAGAAGUGCCAGAAACAAAGGAACAGGAGGAUGAGGAGAUGGAGAGUGCUGCUGCAGGGGCCGUGACAGGGGAUGAGACGGGAGGGGAGGAGGCCCUAAAAGGAGAGGUCCAUCAGGGGCCCAGCACCUCUGCUGAUUUGGAGGUGUUACAAGUGAGGGAAGAAGAUGGUCCUGCUGGGGACGAUCUGGGAGUUAGCGAGGAAGACCUGUAUCGAGGAGCUGAAGAGCUCCCCCAGGGGCCAGUUAAACAUGCAGGCCCAGAGCCAUUGUUUGAAAUCACACUUCCAAAGGUUGAGGACCGAUGCAGUCUGGAGCCAAUGGUGGAUAUUAUGUCCUACAGUGAGAGAGAGUGGAAGGGAAACACUGCCAAAAGUACCCUUAUUAGAAAGGGUUACACUGAGCUGUCUCAGAGGUUUGGGAGCCUGAGACGGGUGAGAGGAGAUAACUACUGUGCCCUCCGAGCCACUCUGUUCCAGGUGCUCUCCACCAGCACCCAGCUGCCUGUCUGGCUGCAGGACGAACACAUUUCCACGUGGCUGGAGGAGCUGGAAUGCCUGAUUGGCCAGUGGAUGUUCCCCUCAGAGUGCAGACAGAGGGAGGGAAGCGAAGAUGCCGCCCAACAGCUCAAACGCUACAUGGAACUCCUCCAGAACAGGUGGCAGGCGGCGGUGGGCUGCUCCAGUGCGGAGGAGAGACUGUGUCUGUGUGAGCGUGUGUUCCAGGGAGGGGAGGAGGAGCUGGGCCUGCUGGAAGCCCUGAAGCUCCUCAUGCUGGGCCGGGCCGUGGAGCUCCACACCACCAUGCAAGAGGGAGGAGACGUGCCCGUCUUCUGCUGGCUUCUCUACGCACGCGACUCUUCCGACUGCCCACGCAGCUUCCUGUCCAACCACCUGAGCCAAGUGGGAUUCAGCGGGGGGCUGGAGCAGGUGGAGAUGUUUCUGCUGGGGUAUGCCUUGCAGUGCACCAUCCAAGUCUACAGGCUGUACAUGGCACACACAGAGGAGUUUAUCACCUAUUUUCCCGACGACCAUAAGGAAGACUGGCCCUGUGUAUGUCUGGUCACAGAGGAUGACCGGCACUACAAUGUCCCAGUGGGCCAGCCCAAUGGACUCCAGGUCCCAGAAGACCUCAAUGCAAGCUGAUUGGACUCAAAGUCCCUGAUUUGCCACUGAAGAAGCUGGCUCAUGGCAGGCAGAACAGAAAGCACUCAUGUUGACUGAGUGAACAUAUUCCUGCCUAUUGACAUUAUGGCCCCAUUUACACCUGUUAGAAAAAGAGCUUUUGGAAUCUGACUAGAACUGAUGAUUAAAUAGAUAUCAGAUCACAUUUUUUUUUAACAGCAGGUGUAAAUGGGUACUAAAACACCCAUAAAGGGUGAGAGCAGAGUAGGCAGAGGUCAAUUCCUCACAGCACAUUUUAGCCUUGUUUGACACUGAAACCAUGACCUUGAAUCAAUUUUAGCUACCAGUUAGUUAUUGGUACUUAAAUUUAAAGUUUAUUUUUUAUGUAACUCAUGAAAUACACAAUUUUAUUGUAAGGUUAGCAGUAACUGCAUUUUUAGAGAUGGGUUAACUGGAGUACAGGAAGUUUGUUUGAUAAUUUGUCCCUGCGUCAGUGGCAUGCCAGGUCUCUGCUUGCUGCCAUACGUUCGAGUAAAGGUGUGGUAUUAUUUCAAAAUGUAACAUGCUGCCUUUAACCAAGGUGCUCUUGGAGAAAAUGCAUUGUGCCAAUGUUGUUGCAAAAUCAGAUACUGGCAACAGUUUCCUGGUUCAUUGUCAAACCAGCAGCCUCUGAGUUGGGUUCUACAUAUGAAGCCUGGCCUGGUCCUCCAUGUUGCCUUAAGUCAUUUAUGCACAAUAUGGGUGAACAUUGGUUGCUGCCUGGAGACCAUUUUGGUAAAAAAUAAAAAAUGUAAAAAAGCUAACACUGAUUAUACCACUUGGGUAAACACUUUUGUGCAGUAUGAUUGCAGAGUUUUAAAGGAAAUAAAAUCAAUAUUUUCCAAAUAAA